Messenger RNA from Helianthus annuus (common sunflower), 522 nucleotides. RefSeq lists its product as uncharacterized. Bases 1 to 522 code for a protein of 173 amino acids. The transcript has 2 exons. Gene Ontology annotation, molecular function: zinc ion binding; nucleic acid binding. Lineage: Eukaryota; Viridiplantae; Streptophyta; Magnoliopsida; Asterales; Asteraceae. The record is from RefSeq and is a predicted model, not a curated record.
AUGCUUAAGGGUUGUCCAAAGGACCACCCGUCAAUCACACCGGAACCAAAGCGUAUAGCUCGCUUUAUUGGAGGUCUAGCCCCAGAAAUCAAGGCAAGCGUGAAAGCAUCGAGCCCUACUACAUUCAGGUCAGCGGCAGAUCUAUCACUAUCUCUCACACUCGAUGUAGUCAGAAACAAGGCUGCCAAAGCUUCUGAUGAUGGAAAGCGAAAAAAGGAGGAUGAAAAUUCUUAUCACUCGAAUAAGAAGAAAAAGGGGAACUCUGAUCAUCAGAAGAGUUCCGGGUCUAAGAAAGGCAACCAGCAGUCGGGUGAAAAGACCAGGUUCGAACCAAAAUCCCAAUCGCAGCCUAGGGCUUGUGGGAUCUACAAAUCAAGGGAGCAUAAAACAUUGGAUUGCAAGGACAUGGCGAAUGCAGUCUGUUUCGGCUGUGGUGAGAAAGGCCACAUCAAAACUACAUGCCCUACAUCUGUCAAGGGAAGUGCGGCUAAGGAAGGAAAGCCUAAGAAUGAAAGCGCUUAA